UGUGUAGGUGUUUGGCGUCCUCGAGGUGCUCCGCGAGGCGGGUGAACGAGAAGGGGAGCCCUGCUUUCCUUCGCAUGCGCCAGUCGUAGUUGCCCAACGCAAUCCGUGUGGCGUGGUACGUGAAUGGUCUAACGAGAUCUAAAAACCGCUGCGUGUCCCACCACGGCGCACCCGCGUCGCCUGUGCUCGCGGACGCCACAAGCUCGGGCAACGACGACGGGGGCGGACCGCAGAUGAGAGCUUCGUCAUGCAGUGUAAAAGCGCAGAUAUUGUCUUGCGCCACACACAAGAGCGCGUCUCGCAUGAGCUGAAUGCACCACCGCAGCCGCAUCUCCUGCAGAUCCGGCUUAUCCUCGAGCCUCAAGUUCACAUGGUGCGGGUCCGAGCUCCAGUCCAGCAGCGGCGGGGCGGUCGCGAUCCACGGUGACAGCGGCGAGCCCGGAUCCGGGGGCGGCAGCCUCCCGUGGUCAUGGGGCACCCAGGCGACGGGAGAAGGCACCGACGCGUAAAAGACG
Coniophora puteana RWD-64-598 SS2 is the source of this 515-nucleotide messenger RNA. RefSeq lists its product as uncharacterized. The transcript is spliced from 5 exons. The record is from RefSeq and is a predicted model, not a curated record. Bases 312 to 509 code for a protein of 65 amino acids. NCBI's taxonomy places the organism in Eukaryota, Fungi, Basidiomycota, Agaricomycetes, Boletales, Coniophoraceae.